Pantherophis guttatus is the source of this 3569-nucleotide messenger RNA. It is a transcript of the gene UNK, whose product is annotated as unk zinc finger. Gene Ontology annotation, biological process: cell morphogenesis involved in neuron differentiation. The record is from RefSeq and is a predicted model, not a curated record. Gene Ontology annotation, molecular function: metal ion binding; mRNA CDS binding. NCBI's taxonomy places the organism in Eukaryota, Metazoa, Chordata, Lepidosauria, Squamata, Colubridae.
AGGGGGAUUUUCCGCCAUCACCGGGACUACAAGCCCCAGCAUGCUUUGGGUAACCCGGGGCGGUAAUGGCGGCGGCAGCGCCUGCGCAUUGCGGUCUCCGUGCGGACCGCGCAGAGUGAAUAAUAAAGCUCUCCUCCUCGGUGGUAGCGGGCGGCGGAGGAGGGAGCGGAGGGCAGGAGCAUGUCGAAGGGCCCGGUAGGGACCGGGCCUCCUGCGACCGGGCCGGUGGCGCCCGCCAGCGCUCUCCAAGCGCAGCCCGAGAAGCCGCAGCACUACACAUACCUGAAGGAAUUCCGCACAGAGCAGUGUCCCCUGUUUGUGCAGCAUAAAUGUACUCAGCACAGGCCCUACACAUGCUUCCACUGGCACUUUGUUAACCAGCGUCGUCGCCGAUCUAUCCGUCGUCGGGAUGGCACCUUUAACUAUAGCCCUGACAUUUACUGCACCAAAUAUGAUGAGACCACAGGGAUCUGCCCUGAAGGAGAUGAGUGUCCAUUCCUGCAUAGAACUACCGGUGAUACAGAACGGAGAUACCAUUUGCGAUACUACAAAACUGGAAUCUGCAUCCAUGAGACUGAUUCAAAAGGAAAUUGCACCAAGAAUGGCCUUCAUUGUGCUUUUGCUCAUGGACCACAUGACCUACGUUCUCCAGUUUAUGAUAUCAGGGAGCUUCAGGCCAUGGAAGCUUUGCAGAAUGGUCAGACCACAUCAGAAAGUGGCAUAGAAGGUCAGUCUGCAGUUGCUGCUAGCCAUGCUAUGAUAGAGAAAAUACUCAGUGAAGAGCCAAGGUGGCAAGACACAACUUACGUUUUAGGAAACUACAAAACAGAACAGUGUAAGAAGCCCCCACGCCUCUGUCGCCAAGGUUAUGCUUGCCCUUAUUAUCAUAAUAGCAAAGAUAGAAGAAGGAGUCCUAGAAAACACAAAUACAGAUCCUCCCCAUGUCCUAGCGUGAAACAUGGAGAUGAAUGGGGAGAUCCUAGUAAGUGUGACAAUGGAGAUGCAUGCCAGUACUGUCACACCCGUACAGAGCAACAGUUUCACCCAGAGAUCUACAAAUCAACAAAAUGUAAUGAUAUGCAGCAGUCUGGCAGCUGUCCCAGGGGACCCUUCUGUGCCUUCGCACAUGUAGAACAACCUCCACUUAGUGAAGAUUUACAGCCAACGUCAGCUGUCUCUAGCCCAACGCAAGCUGGCCCUGUAAUGUACAUGCCCUCAGCAGCAGGCGAUUCUGUUCCUGUCAGCCCUUCUAGUCCACAAGCCCCAGACCUUAGCAAUGUAUGGAAUAAACCAGGAACUCUACCAACUAGCCCUACUUCUGCUACAAUCCUCUGUAGAAAUAGCAGUCUUGGAAGCCCAUCUAAUUUAUGUGGAUCCCCUCCUGGUGCAAUUGGAAAACCCCAUAGUUUGGAAAGCAUUGGUUUCCCCACAGAUUCAGUAACUACUGGAAGUAGCUAUAAGAAGGCACCUGGAUUUGAACGGGAAGACCUGGUUGGAGCAGAGUAUCUAAAGAAUUUCAAAUGCCAGCAGGCAAAAAUCAAAUCCCAUUCCAUGGAACAUAGAACCCAAGAACAACCUCUGUUACAACCCAAGCAGGAUAUAUUAGGGAUUCUUCCAGUUGGCAGCCCACUGACAUCUAGCAUCUCCUCUAGCAUUACUUCUAGUUUGGCAGCAACACCACCAAGCCCAGCAGGCACCAGCAGUGUACCAGGCAUGAAUGCCAAUGCCCUUCCUUUCUACCCAACUAGUGACACUGUGGAGUCCGUGAUAGAGUCUGCCUUGGAUGACCUGGACCUGAACGAAUUCGGAGUGGCUGCCCUGGAGAAGACAUUUGACAGCAGCUCGGUGCCCCACACGAGUGGCAUCAUGAUAGGUGGGAGUUUGCUGCAAAGUUCUGCUCCUGUAAAUAUCCCUGGGUCCCUUGGAAGUUCUGCCUCCUUUCACUCUGCUUCUCCUUCUCCACCGGUCAGCUUAUCAUCGCAUUUCCUCCAUCAGUCCCAGGGACACUUAAGCCAAUCAGAAAAUACUUUCCUGGGGACAUCAGCUUCUCAUGGAUCAUUAGGUUUAAAUGGAAUGAACAGCAGCAUAUGGGAGCAUUUUGCUUCAGGAAGUUUUUCACCCAGUACUUCACCUGCAUUUCUGUCAGGUCCAGGUGCUGCUGAACUGGCCAGGUUGCGGCAAGAAUUAGACGAAGCUAACAGCACGAUAAAACAGUGGGAAGAUUCUUGGAAACAAGCCAAACAGGCCUGUGAUGCAUGGAAAAAAGAAGCAGAGGAAGCUAAUGAUCGUGCAAGUACAGCAACCCUAGAAUGUGAGUUAGCCCGGGAGCAGAGAGAGACCUUGGAACUGCAAGUCAAGAAACUCCAGGAAGAAAUCGAGCGGAUCCAUACUGGCCAGGACCCCCAGUUCCUGCGCUCAUUCUCUGAUUUAGAGAAUCUCUCCUUGUCCACACUCUAUAAUCUCCAAAAACAGUUGCGUGCCAAUUUAGAAAGAGUUGAUAAGGCAGUGUUUCAGAUGCAGUCGGUGAAAUGCCUCAAGUGCCAGGAAGAGAACCGGGUGGUACUACCGUGCCAACACACUGUGCUGUGUGAAACAUGUGCCGAGGAGGGUGAAUGUCCCAUCUGCCAUCCCAACAGGCCACAUGCUCUCCAGUCGUGACUGUACUAGGACAUUUGUUUAGCAUAUCACAUAGAAUUUUUAAACUUUUUCAGAUAUAUAUAUAUGUCUAUAUAUAUCUGUGUGUGAAUGUGUGUGUAUAUAUGUACGUAUGCACACACACACACACACAUAAAAACAAAAUAUUAGUUGCAGAGCACUUUUUUAAUACUUUGCAUCUCCCAUUUAAAGGAUCCCUGCUCCCCACCCAUGCAGUCCCAAUUAAUUCUAACACAUUAGGGACUUUUAGAGCAGUUUUUUAAUAUAGAUCAAAGGGCCAUUUGCAAAAUCUGUUUCUCCUCCCUCCCUUUUUUAUUUAGGAAAUAAUCUUUUUUUUAGCCUUUUCUGGAGAGAUAUUUAGAGGGAGGAUGAAGAGAGUUUGCAAGUGAUUUCCAAGCUAGGGCUUUGGGGGAAGAGAAAAGAUAGAAAUAAAUUUUCGAUUCAUUUCCUUCUUUCAUACUAUAGUAUUUAGUAUUUUUAUUUGUAUCACAACCGUUACAGGUGUGCAAAAGUCUUUGAAGCAACUCUUUUGCAAUGCACAAAAAAGCAAGACAUCUUUCUUUGAAUUGCUAAGGCAGCUGUAUCUUUUGCAAUGCUCACUCCAAGAAUGGCUUUCAAAGCUGCUGGAUAAAUCUUACAAAAGAUUAAUUUGCUUUAACAAUUGGAAGAGCGAUUCUUUCUUCAUGCUGUGUGCUUUCUGAAACACUUCUUUCACAGGCUUUUUGCAGCCAUAAUAAUCUUACCCGUGCCGGUCAGUAGUCCCUGCUUAUGAGCCUCAAUUAUUCAGCAUUCUUGUGGUCUCCAGUAUUGUGAAAGUUUCUUGACUUGUCUCUUGGAAAACCAGAAGUUCCUUUUUUGAAAGUCAUUUUGUAUACUUCUUUAAUUCUGUCCAAGGAAUAAAAACACAAAACACA